AUGGUGAAGACUUUUAGCAAGGACGAUGUUGCGUCGCAUAGCAAGGGCGAUAGCUUGUGGAUUGUGAUUGACGAGGACGUCUACGACGUCUCCCAAUUUCAAGAUGAGCACCCGGGUGGGAAGAAAAUUCUCCAGCGCGUUGCGGGAAAGGAUGCCUCCAAGCAAUUCUGGAAAUACCAUAAUGAGGGUAUUUUGAAGAAGUACAAGGGCCAGCUGCAGAUCGGCUCGUUGGAUACCAAGAAGCAGCCCGAGCCCGCUCCGGCCCCGGCCCCUGCCCCAAAGAAGGCUGAGUCCACGCCUCAGCCGCAAACCUCGGGCGAUCUCAAGCCCCCGGCGACUGCCGAGCCGCAAGAGCCCUAUGGCGACUUGAUUCCCUUCGCCGAUCCCUCGUGGUACCAAGGUUACUCUUCACCUUACUUUAACGAAACCCACGCUGCUCUCCGCGAGGAAGUCCGCCAAUGGGUCGAGACCGAGAUCGAUCCCUACGUCACCGAGUGGGAUGAGGGCAAGGAGGUGCCCCCGCAUAUCUACAAGCAGAUGGGCGAGCGCGGCUACUUGGCCGGCUUGCUCGGUGUGAAAUACCCUGAGCAACAUACUCCAUUCCGGGUACAGUCUGUGUCCCCGGACCGAUGGGAUCUGUUCCACGAGAUGCUGCUCACAGAUGAGCUGUCCCGUGCUGGUAGCGGUGGCUUGGUCUGGAACUUGAUCGGUGGUUACGGUAUUGGUUGCCCGCCUUUGGUCAAGUUCGGCAAGAAGGCUCUCGUUGAUCGAAUCCUUCCCGGUAUCCUGGCUGGCGACAAGCGUAUUUGCCUGGCCAUUACCGAGCCCGAUGCGGGAAGUGACGUUGCUAACCUCGGCUGCGAGGCUAAGCUGAGCGAGGAUGGCAAGCACUACAUUGUCAACGGCGAGAAGAAGUGGAUUACGAAUGGUAUCUGGGCCGAUUACUUCACCACCGCUGUUCGCACAGGCCCCGACGGCAUGAACGGUCUUAGCGUCCUUCUGAUCGAGCGCUCGGAAGGCGUCAGCACCCGCCGCAUGGACUGCCAGGGUGUUCUGAGCAGCGGAACAACCUAUGUCACCUUCGAAGAUGUCAAAGUCCCCGUCGCGAACCUGAUUGGCAAAGAGAACGGCGGCUUCAAGGUGAUCAUGACAAACUUCAACCACGAGCGUAUCGGCAUCGUAAUUCAAUGCUGCCGGUUCGCCCGCGUCUGCUACGAAGAAUCAGUCAAAUACGCCCACAAGCGCAAAACGUUUGGCAAGCGCCUCAUCGACCACCCCGUCAUCCGUAUGAAACUCGCUCACAUGGCCCGUCAGAUCGAAGCCACCUACAACUGGCUCGAGAACAUCAUCUUCCAGUGCCAGUGCAUGGAAGAAACCGAAGCCAUGCUCAAGCUCGGCGGUGCCAUUGCCGGCCUGAAGGCCCAAUCUACGCAGACCUUUGAAUUCUGCGCUCGCGAGGCGAGUCAGAUCUUCGGUGGUCUCAGUUAUAGCCGCGGUGGCCAGGGAGGCAAGGUUGAAAGACUGUAUCGGGAUGUGAGGGCCUAUGCUAUUCCUGGUGGCAGUGAGGAGAUCAUGCUGGAUCUUAGUAUGCGACAGAGUUUGCGUGUGCAUGGGAUGUUUGGUAUGAAGAUAUAG
Molecule: messenger RNA, 1635 nt
Organism: Penicillium maclennaniae
Lineage: Eukaryota; Fungi; Ascomycota; Eurotiomycetes; Eurotiales; Aspergillaceae
Product: putative acyl-CoA dehydrogenase
Exons: 4
Coding region: 1-1635 (544 amino acids)
Molecular function (GO): flavin adenine dinucleotide binding; oxidoreductase activity, acting on the CH-CH group of donors
Source: RefSeq, a predicted model, not a curated record